CACUAAUCAAAACUACAACAACAACUAAUGCAUACUUCUUUGGAUUCGAUUAGAAUCUAAUCAUUAGAAUUACACUUUUAGCGUUAACAGUAUAACAUAAGCAUUUGAAAGAGCAUUUCGAGAGAAAAGAAAAUGCUUUUUAACUUAGUUAGAAAUCGUUUAUUAAACAACAGACUUAAUCAUUUAAUUAAUUUUACAUAUAGAAUGUCAUCACAACUGAUCAAAGUCCAAUUAAAACCAGGUAUUAUUGUUGGUCAGCAAAAAACUUUGCCCAAUGGAAAUUUUUAUCAAAGUUUUCAGGGUAUACCCUACGCAGUUCCUCCACUGGGCGAAUUACGCUUUAAGUCGCCAUUGCCAUUGGAACGUUUUGGAGUUCCUGAAUUAAAUUGUCUGAAGGAACGCAAUGUUUCUCAUCAGCGACAUCCUCUUACUGCAGAAGUGAUAGGAUCAGAAGACUGUUUAUAUUUAAAUGUUUAUGUUCCAAAAAAUUCAGAGAAUUUUUUUAAACCACUUCCGGUCAUGGUUUGGAUUCACGGAGGUGGGUUUUGGUUUGGCAGUGGAAACAGUGAUUAUUAUUUACCCUUGAGCCUUAUACAAGAGGAUGUUAUUGUCGUUACAUUGAACUAUCGAUUAGGUGCAUUAGGUUUUCUCUCUCUACCAGAAGAAGGUAUUUGGGGAAACGCUGGACUUAAGGAUCAGCGCCUAGCUUUACAAUGGGUGCAAGAUAAUAUUCAAGCAUUCAAUGGGGAUCCCAAUAAUGUUACUCUAUUUGGUGAAUCAGCCGGAGCAUCUUCUGUACACUUACACGUAGUGGCUAAACACGCCAAUAAACUUUUUCACAAAGCCAUUAUGCAAAGUGGUACUGCCAAUAUGGAAUGGGUUUUUCAAUCAAAUCCUGCCUACAAAACACGCCGUUUAGCUGAACUCAUGAACUUAAAAACAAGUGAUACUAAGGAAUUGCUGAACUUUUUGCAAUCGCCUAAGGUAACACCUGAAGAUAUUUUGGCUAAAACUUUACCCAUAAUGACAUCAGAUGAACGUAGACGUUGUUUGCCUUUUCUCUUCAAACCCGUUAUAGAAGACAGUCAAAGCCCCGAUAGUUUUAUUAAUCGACCUAUAUUGGAGAGGCUACAACAACCAAAUUCAAUUUAUGUACCUUCAAUAAUGGGUUAUAACUCAGCUGAAGGUUUGGUUAUGAUGGUCAACGCUAUAAAGAAGAUAGGAGAGUAUGACAAAGAUUUGCAUAGAUUUGUACCCAGGAAUAUUCCCCUCGAUCCACAAGACAACGAAACUAAAGAGAUUGCCAAAAAAAUGAGAGAUUUUUAUUUCAAUGGCAAAUUAAUAAAACCGGAACUGUUUAACAAUUUUACUGAUCUACUCUCGGAUUAUCAUUUUGUCGUGGACAUGCAAAAGGCUGCCGAAUGGCAGGCGAACUUACAACCGCAAGCCCCAUUGUACUUUUACCGUUUUGAAUACGAUGGCGAUCGAAAUAUGUACAAACGAUUAUUCCAAUUAAAUAAAUUAGCUGGUGUUUGUCACGCAGACGAACUUUUUUACCUCUUUCAAAUGGCUGAUGAUGAUAUGCCAAUCUCUGAACGCGAUCAAAAACUGAUUAAGCAAUUUUGCAAUUUGUGGGCAAAUUUUGCUAAAUAUGCAAAUCCUACCCCACGAGAGCAACCUCGUUUAAUAAACUGUGAUUGGUUGCCAGUUAAGAAAACUGACAACGCACAAUUUUCAUUAGACUAUUUAGCGAUCGAUAACGACGGAUGCCAAAUGAAAACAAAUCCUGACCAAGCGCGUAUGGAAUUUUGGAAAAGUAUUUAUAAAUCAUAUAAAGCUACUGAUUUGUCACGUCUGAGUUCAAAGUUGUGAUUGUUAUUAUAAAAAUAAAGUUUAAUACGUUUUUGAUUACAUUUAA
This is a messenger RNA of Lucilia cuprina (Australian sheep blowfly), 1918 nucleotides long. It is a transcript of the gene clt, whose product is annotated as acetylcholinesterase. The record is from RefSeq and is a predicted model, not a curated record. The transcript is spliced from 5 exons. Lineage: Eukaryota; Metazoa; Arthropoda; Insecta; Diptera; Calliphoridae. Bases 133 to 1872 code for a protein of 579 amino acids.